This is a messenger RNA of Caenorhabditis briggsae, 336 nucleotides long. The annotation marks the transcript as partial. The transcript has a single exon. NCBI's taxonomy places the organism in Eukaryota, Metazoa, Nematoda, Chromadorea, Rhabditida, Rhabditidae. The record is from RefSeq and is a predicted model, not a curated record.
AUCUCAGAAUCUCAGAAUCUCAGAAUCUCAGAAUCUCAGAAUCUCAGAAUCUCAGAAUCUCAGAAUCUCAGAAUCUCAGAAUCUCAGAAUCUCAGAAUCUCAGAAUCUCAGAAUCUCAGAAUCUCAGAAUCUCAGAAUCUCAGAAUCUCAGAAUCUCAGAAUCUCAGAAUCUCAGAAUCUCAGAAUCUCAGAAUCUCAGAAUCUCAGAAUCUCAGAAUCUCAGAAUCUCAGAAUCUCAGAAUCUCAGAAUCUCAGAAUCUCAGAAUCUCAGAAUCUCAGAAUUUCAGAGUCUCAGGAUUUCAGAAUUUCAGCGUCUCAGGAUUUCAGAAUUCCUAA